Molecule: messenger RNA, 2588 nt
Organism: Xyrichtys novacula (pearly razorfish)
Lineage: Eukaryota; Metazoa; Chordata; Actinopteri; Labriformes; Labridae
Source: the annotation of a GenBank genome assembly
AAGGACGGAGGCAGCUGCACCCACCAGUAGCCGGAGGAGAUGGAAUGAAGAGUCAACAAUAUCUUCAUCAGCAGGUAAAAACGUAUCAAUGUUUGAUGUCUUAGUAAAGAUUUCUUACAUUUGUCCAGCAUUAAGUGUAAAUAUUAGUCAUAUUGUUGCUUUGAAUUUCAGGCUGACUUUGCUGUUAUUGUUUUUCACUUCUUUAUCUGUCAUUUUGUUUUUUCUGUCACUUUGCUUGUCUGUCUUUUUGUCCAGUCUGUCUCUGUUUUCUGUCUGUUUCAUUUUUCACCUGUGUCCCUAUCAGUCUUUCUAUCCCUGUCUCUCUGUCUUUCGAUAUUCUCCUGCAUGUCUGUCCUUUUUUUCUGUCCUGCCUUUACUUCUUCCUAUCCGUCAGUCUGUCUUCUUGUCUCUCUAUCUACUUAUACUAUUUUCCAUUUUCUCUCUGUCUCUCUUUUCCUGUCGAGGCAGAAAACCGUCCAUGAGUAAGUCUAGUUCUGCUCAAGGUUUCUACCUAUUACACAGUAUUUCUUUGCCACGGUUGCAAAGUGUUUUAAUUCAUGUUUUUUAAUCUUCACAAGAGUACAAUCUGCAUCUGCCAAAUGUCUGUAUUCAGUCUGAUUUGAAGCUUUGGAAAUCAAAACAUGCUGAUUGAUCUUCCAUGUCUCUGUCUACUGUCUCUCGUAUAGGUUCUAGCGUCAAGCUGUCAACAUGCCACCAGCUCGUCUAGUCUUACUGACUACUCUUCUUGUGGUUCUGAUGGCUGUGCUGACCUCCAGUGCCAGAACCACACGCUGGCCUAGACCUCAAAACACCAAGAAACCACCUCGAGCUGGGGGUGGAGGUGGAGGCGGUGGCUACAGGAGGACCACCACGACCACCAUGCCCCCUUCCAGUACGCACACAGAUGAAACGACCGAAGCCAUGAUGGAUGCCUACUCCCUGACUCCUACAGACAGCACCACCUACUCCAGCAACACCUACCCCACAGAUUUCCACACGGACGCCAUAGCACCCCCUGGGAACACCCCUGGAAACUUCACCCUUGACUACAAUGAAUGUUUCUUCAACUUCUGUGAGUGCUGUCCACCUGAGAAAGGCCCUGCAGGGCCCAUGGGAGAGAGGGGGCUACCAGGACCACCAGGAGAGAGGGGCCCUAUGGGUAAGAGUUAAUAUUUUCAGGUGAAUCAGCUUUUGUAGCUUGAUGUUUUGUCUUUUUUUAUACUUUUCUAUGAUCUCCAGGGUUACCGGGAGAAAAGGGAGACACAGGGCUUCGUGGACCCGCAGGAUUAGCAGGACUACCAGGGGCCAACGGGCUCAAUGGCGACAUAGGUACAGCGGGGCUUGACAGCAGGAGCGUUUCUGAUUGUGUGUCCAUUUGUUUCCUUCUGUGCCUCCCUUUUCUUGUAAGAAACGCUCCUCUGUGUCUAAUUUUUGAUUUUACUCUCUACAUUUUAUCAAAACUACCACAGGUGAAACAGGCCCGCAAGGACCGAUGGGUGUUCCUGGUGCACCUGGGAUCCCAGGAAAACCAGGAGAAAAAGGUGUGAAAAUCUGAUUGGGAUAUUUUUUCUCUUUAAGUCCUCACUGACUCCAUCAAAGCUGAAGACAAGAACAUUAACCUGCUUGAAUCACAGUAAAAUAUUUUAGAGAGUAUAAAAUGAAAGCACUCUACAAAUACAUGUCUUACUUCACAUACCACAGGUGAUCCGGGCCCCAAAGGAGAGAAAGGGGAACGUGGUUUCAGUGGUCUGAAAGGGGACCCGGGAGAAAAAGGAGAGUCUGGCCUGAAUGGGACCAAGGGCAAUACCGGUAGAGAGGGGCCUAUGGGCCCCCCUGGGCUGGCUGGGACAAAGGGUCAGAAAGGGGAACAGGGACUUGCAGGCGAGGGUUUACCAGGCCAAAAAGGUGAUGCAGGUGAGCGUGGGCCCCCUGGUCUGAGAGGUGGAAUGGGGCCCCAAGGCUUUAAUGGAACUGAUGGGGCAAGAGGAACAAGGGGGGAGCCGGGUCCCCCAGGGGCAAAAGGAGAAAUUGGCGCGAGAGGGCCACCGGGACCUCAAGGAGGGCGGGGGAUGGCUGGGCUGAGAGGGGAGAGGGGUCCAAAAGGUGGGCGUGGACCUCGGGGCCCUAAAGGUCCACCAGGUGAGAGUGCGGAGGUGAUCCGCUCUGCCUUCAGUGUGGGUUUAUUCCCCAGCAGGUCCUUCCCUCCACCCAGCCUGCCUGUGAAGUUUGAUAAGGUGUUUUAUAACGGGGAGGGGCAUUGGGAUCCGGUUCUUAACAAGUUCAACGUCACCUACCCAGGGGUCUACUUAUUCAGCUACCACAUCACCGUACGCAACAGGCCUGUGCGCGCCGCCCUGGUGGUCAACGGGGUGCGGAAGCUGCGGACUCGCGACUCUCUGUACGGCCAGGACAUCGAUCAGGCAUCAAACCUCGUUCUGUUGCAGCUGAACGAAGGCGACCAGGUGUGGCUCGAGACACUGAGAGACUGGAACGGGAUUUACUCCAGCAGCGAGGAUGACAGCACCUUCACUGGCUUUUUGCUUUACCCAGACUUGAAGAGUCAACUUCCUGCUAUGGAAAACAUGUGA